AGGAUUGCAGUGCUCUAUCAAUUAAAUUAUAGGUUCAAGUGGGAAAGAAUUCAGAAAUGGUCACUGAAAGGUUCUGUUUUGCAGGACUUCUAUUGGUUGGAAGUAUUCUGGUUAUCAGUGCUUGUAACGGUGGAUACGAGUUAAUUGUGCACAAAAUCGAAAACUGUCAAGGAAGUGUUAUUACAAUCGAUCCAGAUUCUGUGGUCACCCUGACGGAGGACUGUAAAGUUCAGUCCAAGUCCACCGUUUCGACAACGGGAUUCAAAGAUGCCGAGAUGACGGUAACGUUGUCCAAAAACGGUAUCCCAGUUAUGCAGGAAAACAUGGAUCUGUGCAGCUUGAUGGAUGAUUCAAAGAGCAACAGCGAAGCGGCCGAGAUAAUGACAAUGUUUGGUGUUCCGGACGAAUGUCCAGUGACAGCUCAGGAGAUCAAAACUGACGAGAGUCAACAGUACAGCUUAGAGAAGUACAAACAGCACCUGAUGAUGGCUGAGGGGAAAAUUCUGGUUGAUUGCCACAUUAAGCACGACUCUGGCGAAAGUUGCAUCAAAGUGCAUAUGGAAGUGAAAAAACCUGGAAGAAUGAUCGGUUAAAGAUUGAAUUGCAUGAUAACUUUAAAACAUGCAUAAGUAUUCAAAUAUUUGGGAAUAAAGGUGAUGGAUCAUUUCAA
This is a messenger RNA of Armigeres subalbatus, 670 nucleotides long. RefSeq lists its product as uncharacterized. The record is from RefSeq and is a predicted model, not a curated record. The transcript has 4 exons. Lineage: Eukaryota; Metazoa; Arthropoda; Insecta; Diptera; Culicidae. Bases 57 to 593 code for a protein of 178 amino acids.